UUUGGGGGAGUGGGUAUCAAACGAAGAGGAGCAUUUGAAGUGAGUGAGUCGCUCUAACUAAAACCCUAACGAACCCUGCGGAGGAAAACGUCGUAAUUUCCGCCAUGGCCAUUCUUCUCCGUCUCCGAGGCAGGACCAGGACCAGAACCAGAACCAGAACCGAACCUUCUCCGACCCUCUUCUUCUCCACAAAUUCCAACUCCGGUUCAAACUCUAACUCUCCUUUCUCUUCCCUCUUCAAAGACAUCAAGGCCGGUCUCAAAAACCCCCAAACCUCAAACCCUAAUUUCUCCCUCCGCGCUCCCCACGCCGCCUCCACCCACGAGAUCCAAAAGAAUCUCGCCGAGUUCCGCUCCCGCACCGCCGCGCCUCCGCCCUCCGGCACGCCGCCGCCGCAGGUCUCGUUCCAGGAGCUCUACAAUGACCGCCUCCAAAACCCCUCCAAAUCGCGACCCGCCAACAUGGACGGCAUUUUCCAGAGCCUGAAGAGCAUCAAGGCCAAAACCCCCACCACGCCGCGCCUCAUCGGCGGCACGGCGGCGCUGCCGGAGUCCGUCUUCGGGAGGGAGAUGAGGAGAGAUUCCUCGGCGACGACGACGGCGACGACGGCAACGGCGUUCUUGAAGACCUACGGCGUGGAGGAUUUGGGGAAGAAAUUGAGGAUGCUGAGGCCUGAGGGAAAGGGCAAGGAUUGGUUUUCCGUUAGGGAAUUGAGUGAGAGGUUGGUGAGGUUGAGGAAGAUGGAGGAGGAACAAACGCGUUCCACUACUCGAGAUGUUGUGGGUGAUUCGGGUAUAUAUGAUGCGUUGCGAGGGUGUCUUACUGACAUGGAUCAAGACAAAGUUGACAACAAUAAGAAAGCUUCACUGCAGGGACUUAGUAUAUUGAGCCACUUUGGUGGGACUCCAAUAUACUCUCUUGAGCCCCCUAAACCCCAUCUUGUUGAAAAGUAUUUUCAUCCAGAUAAUAUGUCCUCUGCUGAGAAGUUGAAAAUUGAGCUUGCCAAGGUUAGAGAUGAGUUUAAAAUGUCGGAGUCGGAUUGUGGCUCUGCUCGUGUUCAGAUUGCAACACUCACAACUAAGAUUAAGCAUUUAUCUGCCGUUCUACACAAGAAGGAUGUUCAUUCUCGUAAAGGUCUUAUAGCAAUGGUUCAGAGGAGAAAAAGAUUACUGAAAUACCUGAGAAGAACUGAUUGGGAUUCGUAUUGUUUUGUUAUCUCCAAGCUGGGUCUACGUGAUAAUCCUGAUCAUACUUAUAGAGCAAGAUCUGGUACGGCGGCAUAGGGUCCCAUAUUUUGGUGUAAACAAAUCGGAAAAAGAAAAUGAGCUGCUUCAUUCAAAGCUUGCUGCGUUCUGCAGAUUUUAAAAUCCUAUCUGCAGAAGAAAUACCGGUUUUAACAGCCAAGAUCCGCAUAUCAACUUCUCAAGAAAUGCGAUAUUCUAUUUUUCUUUUUCUGUACGAGUAGAUAUUUCGGUCAGCCCAUUUUAAUUAUUUUUUUUACCAGGCCUCGGGUUGAAUUAUGGCAAAUGUUUUAAUUCCCCAUACAUUGUUUCUUUUAUGUUUCUGCUUGUCUUGAAUAAUAUAUCAAGGAUCAUACCUCGAAAAACCUGAAUCUAAAGCAGAGAUAUCUUGAGAAUAA
Molecule: messenger RNA, 1639 nt
Organism: Cajanus cajan (pigeon pea)
Lineage: Eukaryota; Viridiplantae; Streptophyta; Magnoliopsida; Fabales; Fabaceae
Product: S15/NS1, RNA-binding protein
Biological process (GO): translation
Cellular component (GO): ribosome
Molecular function (GO): structural constituent of ribosome
Source: RefSeq, a predicted model, not a curated record